This is a messenger RNA of Strongyloides ratti, 1782 nucleotides long. RefSeq names its product Leucine-rich repeat and Leucine-rich repeat, typical subtype-containing protein. Lineage: Eukaryota; Metazoa; Nematoda; Chromadorea; Rhabditida; Strongyloididae. The record is from RefSeq and is a predicted model, not a curated record. Gene Ontology annotation, molecular function: protein binding. The transcript is spliced from 4 exons. Bases 1 to 1782 code for a protein of 593 amino acids.
AUGACAAUUAUAAUUAAUAAAUUUACUUCAAAAUGGUUUACAACCAUCAUUGGAAUAUUUAUUAUAUUAUUUAAUACAAUAUCAGGUCAAUGUCCAAUGGUAAACAGUCCAUGUCGGUGUGCUCCAUCUAUUUAUGAACCAGUAGCUAUAUUAUGUGAAAAUGCUGGAAGUUUAUCAAAUGUAAUUAAUGCAAUUCAACAAGCAAAAAGUGUCCCAAUUGAUUCUUUAACAAUUGUUGAUACUGCUAUUCCAAAUAUUCCAGCAAAUGUAUUUAUUGAAUUUACAAUACUUCGCCUUGUUAUGAAUAGAAAUACUUUAGAAACAAUACAAAAUGGUGCCUUUAAUGGAAAUAUGUUAGAUUCAUUGGUUGAAUUAGAUCUUUCUGAUAAUAAUCUUCGUCAAGUUCCACAACAAGGUUUACCAGCAUUAAGAUCAUUAAGAAAAUUAUAUUUAAAUAGAAAUAGAAUUAGUACACUUUCACCAACAGCUUUUAAUAAUUAUUAUAGUAAAGAUAAAUUAUUAAAAUUAGAGAUAGCUGGAAAUAGACUUACAAAUGCAGCAUUUACAGGUUCAAAUGUUUUAAGAGCACUAACAUCAUUAGCAGAACUUAGUUUAGAAACAAAUUCAUUAACACAAAUACCAAGUUAUGCUUUAGCUGGAUGUAGAGAUACAUUGGUUAAUUUAAAUCUUGGUUUAAAUCAAAUUAAUCAAGUUCCAGUUGGAGCAUUAGAUUUUCCUAAAUUAACAUCAUUAUCUCUUGAAUUUAAUGGUAUUGUUACUAUUAUUCCACAAGCUUUUCAAGGUGUACCAACAUUACAAUACUUAUAUUUAACUGGUAAUAAAUUUCCACGAUGGAAUCCUGAAAUGUUUUUCUAUAUUAAACAAUUAAGAACACUCGGUAUUGGUGAAACACCAAUAAGUAUUAUACCUGCUGAUGCAUUUAAAUAUUUACCUAAUCUUAUUAGACUUGAAAUGUCAGAAGCUGCCGUUUAUCAAAUUGAUCAAGGUGCUUUUCAACAAACAAAAUUAAUUCAAGCUAUUAUAAUGAAUAGAAAUCGUCUUAAUGAAAUUCGUACUGAUUAUUUUACUGGUUUAAAUGAUCUUUAUUCAAUUGAUUUACAAAAUAAUCGUAUUGAACGUGUUGAUGAUGCAGCUUUUGCUAAUUUACCAUCACUUAGACAUCUUGAUAUAAGUUAUAAUUUGAUACAAACAAUGCCAACAAAUUCAUUUACAAAUUCUUUCAUUCCAGAACCUAAUGAUCGUCGUGUAAUAUAUGCAUGUGCAAAUCCAUGGCUUUGUGAUAGUCGAUUAGAAUGGUUUAGGCAACUUCUUAGAACAAAUGCUGAUAUUGAUAUAGAUAAACCUGGUUGUGUAGCACAAUGUUUAACACCAACAGCUAAUGGAUGUCCACCAGUUGGAACUAUGCUUCGUAAUAUUGAUAAUUGUCCAAUUGCUGACAAUCCACUUCCAUUAAGUAGUUCUGCUUUAAAUAUGGUUGGAUGGAUUAUUUUAGCUGUUGUUUUAACAAUUCUUUUAAUUAGUAUAUGUUUAAUGGCUAUAUUACGUUAUGGUAUGAGUCAUCGAAGGAAAAAACAAAAAGAUCAGGAAAUGGAAGAAAAUCAAUUUGCUACAUCAGGAGCAUCUGUUUAUCAAGCAUCCAUGGUUAAUGGAGGAACACCAAUACAACAACCAUCACAACAUCAUUAUCCACAAUCUGUUGUUGAUUUAGAUUUACCUCCAGCAUAUAAUUUAGACAACAAACCAAAUAACUAUAUGUACUAA